Molecule: messenger RNA, 1497 nt
Organism: Dioszegia hungarica
Lineage: Eukaryota; Fungi; Basidiomycota; Tremellomycetes; Tremellales; Bulleribasidiaceae
Product: DNA polymerase alpha/epsilon subunit B-domain-containing protein
Exons: 10
Coding region: 1-1497 (498 amino acids)
Biological process (GO): DNA strand elongation involved in DNA replication; DNA replication
Cellular component (GO): delta DNA polymerase complex
Molecular function (GO): DNA binding
Source: RefSeq, a predicted model, not a curated record
AUGGUAUAUCUACCAGAGCCCCUCCCGGAGCCCUCAACAUCCGUUCUCAAACGGCCCGUAACGACCUACUCGUCCCUCCCCGAGCUCUCGAAACCGUUCUACAUCGACCCCGCUCAAAGAAGUUACAAGCACCAGUAUGCCAAUAUCUACUUUGUCCGGCUCGUAGAGCUCCGGCCUAUCGUCGAGCAAAGAGCUGGGGAACGAUGGUCUCAUGUCAGAGGCAAACCACCAUUAUUACCCAGAAUCCUCAAUCUCCAAAGAGGACAGCUGUGCUAUAUCGUCGGAACGACGUAUAUGGACAUGCCGCUCAAGCCGAAUGUGCUGGAGGAUAUGGCCAGAGAUCACUGGAUAGCUGUCCCUGCUGCUCGACCCAAAUUCUACUCUGCGCAGGAUGCUGUACAGCUCGAAGACGAGUCGGGGCGUGUACGGCUUGUGGGAGAGAAGAUGAAGCGGGAAAGGGAUAGAGAAGGGGGAGGUCUAGUCACAGGCGUGAUCAUGGCUGUACUCGGGAUGGAGACCUCCUCAGGCGAUUUUGAAGUCAUAGACCUCUGCUUUGCCGGACUGCCAGAGAUAUACCGCCCUCCGAGCGAUGCGCCAUAUCUCAACGGGAAGGGCAAAUCGAAGGCCAAGGAGGAAGCUAUGGAGGUCGACGUAGCAAAUGGGUCAAGCGAGAAGACCUGGGUCGCUGUCGUUUCGGGCCUGUCUGUCGGCGCACAGGAAGCACUGGCGGAUAUCAAGGUGCAGAUGCUGGUGGAUUGGCUGAGAGGAGAGAGUGCUGGACCUAGCGAUCUGAUUGAUGGAUCUCGGAUAGCUCGGCUCGUCCUCGCUGGUAAUUCACUAUCAAAUCCCGUAAAAGGCGAAGAUGAUCGCCAAAUAAAACGCUUCAACGCGACCUCGAAACCCGUCUACUCUUCCCAUCCCACCCGCACCCUCGCCCUUGUCCUCUCCGACCUCCUCUCCUCUUCACUACCCAUCAAUGUCGUCCCCGGUCCCGCCGACCCCGCGGGCGCCACCCUGCCUCAACAGCCAUUACCAAAAGUCAUGAUUGGCGGGAAGAGGGAGGGGCUGGAGAGUGGGACGAACCCAUCUUGGAGCGAAAUAGGAGGAAGGAGCUUCUUGACGACGGGGGGACAAACAGUGGACGAUAUUUUCAAAUACCUCCCUUCUUCCUCCAGGCUCGGUAUGGCCAGGCGGACGUUAGAAUGGCGGCAUAUCGCCCCUACUGCGCCAGAUACCUUAUGGAUCUACCCCUUCCCAGACGCAGACCCAUUUAUCAUCCAACAUCGACCAGAUGUUUACAUACUAGGUAAUCAACCAGAGUAUGAGACGGCCCUGACGGGCGGCGAUGAGGAUCCAACGAGGAUUAUUCUGGUGCCUUCUUUUGCAAAGACGGGGGUGGUGGUUCUUGUUUGUUUGGAGACUUUGGAAGUCAAGACGGUGGGCUUUGAGGCGCCGGGGUGGAAGGGGGAGGAGAAGAAGGAAGAAGCGGAUGAAUGA